This is a messenger RNA of Pimephales promelas (fathead minnow), 1206 nucleotides long. RefSeq names its product olfactory receptor 2AG2. Gene Ontology annotation, biological process: detection of chemical stimulus involved in sensory perception of smell; G protein-coupled receptor signaling pathway. The record is from RefSeq and is a predicted model, not a curated record. Gene Ontology annotation, cellular component: membrane. NCBI's taxonomy places the organism in Eukaryota, Metazoa, Chordata, Actinopteri, Cypriniformes, Leuciscidae. Gene Ontology annotation, molecular function: G protein-coupled receptor activity; odorant binding; olfactory receptor activity.
AUGUUCUGUAAAAUCACAUGUAGCCGCUACAAACGCGAGCCACAGAGUUGUCAACAUCCUGAAGCUGCCAUAAAAGCUCUCGUCCUCGCACAGAUGAGUUUCACACGUGCUUUACCAAUUAUCAUGUUUUGGGCUGCAUGUCAUCAGCACGUUGCAGACUGCGCGUGUCCGACUCCAAACCAGGAUGCGCGCAACAUCACUUCAUACUCCCUCCAGCUGUUGGACCAGGGACGCUGCCUCUUCACAUCCAUCCUGCCUUCAGAUACAGCUGUGAGGGUACUGGUGUGUGUCUUUGUGGUGAUGACCAUUAUCUCACUUGGUUUCAAUGGGUGCACUCUGUUUAGUAUUGGCAGUUCAGAAGACUUAUCCUGGGAGCCACGCUUUGCCUUGCUGAAAAACCUCAUAGUGAGUGAUGUUCUCCUCAUUGUCACACAAGGUCCAACAGUGAUACACUGCCUGUUACAGAAGACCACGCUACAGUACGGAGCUUGGUGUGUCACUCAGUUCUUUCUUAACACCGUUUGUGUUUUCUGCACUAUGCUUACUAUCACCUGCAUGGCUCUGGAGCGCUACCUGUACGUGUGUCUGGCCAUCUACUACAUCCGUAUACUAACCACAAAGCGCCUUUACCUCAUACUCGGGCUCACGUGGCUUAUUUCAGUGUGUUUAUCGGCAGUUAUCACAGGUUUGAUCUGUUUAGGGCACAAUAACUCAUUGUUGGGCAAACCCAUUCCAGGACUACUCUGUGAGCCGGACACCUUGGAGUCCCACCUGGGCUUUCCGCGGGCUGCUGCGAUGUUUCGCAAAGUGGUUGGGCUUAUGGUGACGCUGCUUUGCAUCUUUUCCUACUCGUUCUCAUACCUGCGCAUGUAUCUGGAGGCGCGCAACGCCGUUCAGCCUUUCCAGCAGGUCAAUGUGAGGGCGCGCAAAACUGUUUUGUUUUACUGCUCGAUGCUGCUGCUGCAGCUGCUCCCCAUCUUUCUGAAGAUAGCCUCGGAUGCUCUGUGGGAACUUGAAGGCAACAUGGCCAUGAUCCAGUCGCUGUAUCAUUCUGGAGGCUGGACCUCAGCAGGGACUCUCCACAUCAUGCUGCUGGUGAUGCUUCAGGUGCCUCCUUGCAUUAAUCCACUCGUUUAUGGCCUGCGCAACAGGGAGGUGAGGGAAGUUCUGCCCAGGCUGCUGUGGUGGAGGAGGGAGAACCGCUGA